Molecule: messenger RNA, 1083 nt
Organism: Effrenium voratum
Lineage: Eukaryota; Dinophyceae; Suessiales; Symbiodiniaceae
Source: the annotation of a GenBank genome assembly
AGUUUUCAGUCGAGAUUGCCAGUGCUUUUGCAGCUCUUGCCAUUUCACGCCAUGGGUUUUGGAAUCGAGGGCUGCUUGGAGCACUUCUUCGAGUCUGUGGGCCGCAAAGUGGGCAACCAUCCUGUCAAGAGCUUGAUCGGGAGCAUCAUUUUCACCGUCGCCUGCUGCGGCGGCUUCGCCUUUCUGGAAAAUGAGACACGCCCGGAGAAGCAGUGGGUGCCUGCAGGCUCCCUCGCCUUGGAGCACGACGAGUAUGUGAAGGCUACCUGGCCAAGCAAUGCUCGCUUCAACUUCUUCUCGGCGACCUGCGCUGAUGUGGCGGAGGCAGACUGCAACAUCCUGGACCCGAAGUACCUCCAGCGCUUUCACGAGCUGAACGCGCAGAUCAUGAACAUCACCAUCGACGGCACCUCCUUGGUGGCGGACCUGGAUAAGGAUCACAAGCGAUCGGAGGGCGACAACCGGCCAUGGACCAUCUACUCUGGAUCCUGGAGUUUCAGCGGUGAUCCUUCCAGCGUGAACGGCAGUGUGGUCUUCAAUGGCCGCAAGUGCUAUGCCUUUGGCCCUUUCUGCGGCCGAUCUUCGGUCUUGGAUGUGUUCAGGGGUGAUGAUUACGUCAUCCAAAACCUGGACUCCAACCAGAUCAUGCUCGCACUCAACAACUGGGAGGACCAGGAGACCUUCUGCCCUUUGACCUUGGCCACAGCUGAUUCUCCGUGCUACAACAGCACCUGCAAAGCCUACAACACGCCCCAGGAGAGGUACACCUGCCGCGUGGAGGCUACGGAGUACUGCAACCAGAAAUGCCCUACCAACACAAUGAUGGUGAAUGGCGAAGAGGUGACCAUUCCGGUGAACAUCGCUACCUGCCAGGACCGUGGCUGCAUCCAACUGGGCAACCUGGGCUCCAUCAGCACCACGUCAACGUCAGCUCCUGGUGGACAGCUCAACACCGCCGCACGGCAAGGGAGCUUGUGCGCUGAUGUCACCCUUUCCUCAUCAAUCACGGCAAAGACAGGAUGUGAAGGGCAUUACCCUAAGCCUUUUUUUUUUUGUCCGUGCAGCUCUGACUCUAGGAGAUAG